AUGGCGCUGCAAGAAAACAACAGUUCAGAAAAAAACAAUUCAAGGGGUGUUACGAAGAAAUUCUGGCACUUCACGAUAGCUUCACUUCGCUAUCUUUUCGACAACUUUAAUACCCUACCUUUCAUUGGCGCUUUGGUUGUAACCUACAAAUGUGUGGAAAUCGCAGUGGUAUCUACAUUGAUGGAUUACUUCAACGGUUCAAUGGAGGUGGAGAGUCAACGAAUAGCGGCCAUUGCUACAAAUCUUCAAGAUGGUCUAUCAUCGCUCUUCGUAGUUAUUGUUUCUCAAAUUUCAGCAGCAUAUACAGGUUAUUACACUAUGAUAACGUUUUGCACUGCAGCUUCAAUAGAGGGUUUAAUGCUACUAUGGACAUCUGCAUCAUCAACCAAACCUUCCACAUUUCGUGCGGUCUAUGGAGCCAUAUUCUUCCUAGCAUUAGGAACAAGUGGUAAAAAGCUUUUACAAAGUUUUUAUGAAUACCAAUUGGAGGAGAAAACUAAAGACAGACAUGCACGUAGUGGAAGCACAGAAAACAAAAAGGAGCAAGGUUUCAUGGGUAAAGUGCUAACUAAAAGUUGGUCGAUCGCGCCAUCUGUUGCAUAUUUUGUGAUGACAAUGUUUCUUUCCGUCAUCAACAUCACUACGACGUACGAGGAGCGGUUCCUAUUCGCGGCACUUCUCAUGGGUGGGACUUACAUGUUGUUCCUCGCUGGUUCGGUGUGGUACAGCCGCGAAGAAUUGCCCAUCGAAAGCGAUCUACACAAGAUAUACAGAAUCUUCAAAGUAGCUUUAGGGAAACGAUAUGAAAAAUAUCCAACCUCGCCUAGUGGCUAUUAUUGGAAGGAUAGUAAGGGAGGUCGUUCGUAUGAAUACCAUGAAGGAGUAAGGUUACUUCCACCAGUUCCCUGUCUGUUCAGGUGGUUGGACAAAGCAGCUAUACUUGAAGCAGAAGAUUCCAGAGAGAGUCUGGAGUUGCAAGAAAAGAAUGAGAAGCUUUGCACUGUAAAGGAAGUGAGCGAUGUGAAGAGCCUUGUUCCCAUGUUUUGCCUGUGCCUUGCAUUCUUUGGCUACAGUUUACUACUAGCCACUGAGAACACUUUCUUUGUUUCGCAAGCAAGCAACAUGAGGUCAAAUAUUACAGGUCAUAAUGAUAUCUCUUUUCUCGUUUUGAUCACGGCGGUCACGAGUGAUGCGACAGGAACCAUCUGCCAUAUUAUUAGUUGUGCAAUCGGACACUUUAAAAUAUUCAGUUGCAUCGAUAAUGUGUGCAACAAGAAAGCAGCAAUUGCGAGGAUUGGUCUUGGUAUGGUUUGUGCAAUAAUUUGUAGCCUCAUAGCAUGGCAAGUUGAGGUUGGUAGAUUGAAGGUAAGCACGUAUGAGGAUCGUAGAAACUCCACAGUGGCCUUGCUUCCGCAAUUUUCAGCGUUGGGAAUCACAAAGGGGCUUAUUGAAGGUGGCAUCGAGAAUUUGUUCCAUGGGCACGUGGCGAAAUCAAUGUGGAGUUUUGAUGAUGCAUACAAGGAAUUGGUGAUUGGUAAUGGAAAAUUCAUGAUCAUACCACUUGUCUUGAGUAUCCCUAGUUGGUUUGGUGAUACUUUGGACUCAAGUCGUUUGGACAAGUUCUAUCUGACGUUGGGCAUAUUGAACGCUGUGUUUCUUCUGGUUUUUUGUUUCUACUCCUUGAAAUAUGCGUACAAAGAAGUACGUCCCGAAGAUGAUCCAGCAGUUGAAGAUGAAAAUGUGGAUUUCCCAGUUCCACAGUCUCCGGUACCCAUCGCCACCGCAGUCGUCGUCGUCGCAGUUGUCGUCGCCGCCGCCGGAGUUCCAGAAUCGACCGAUGAACGGACCAUCCACUUGCCACCGCAAAAGUCACCAGAUCCGCCGCUUCCCGCCGUGCGUGCCGGCGCGUCGCCUGCGAGAUCCGCCACCGACCAGGACCGUCGUGAUCGCCUCCUCGUCCUCUUUCUGGAUCCGUUGUCAUUGCGUCAAUCGGAGCACUUUGGAUUUUUAGGGUUUCUCCCUCUCCAUGGCUGCCCAUCAUGA
Vigna umbellata (rice bean) is the source of this 2043-nucleotide messenger RNA. Its product is annotated as protein NRT1/ PTR FAMILY 5.6-like. The record is from RefSeq and is a predicted model, not a curated record. Lineage: Eukaryota; Viridiplantae; Streptophyta; Magnoliopsida; Fabales; Fabaceae. Gene Ontology annotation, cellular component: membrane. Gene Ontology annotation, molecular function: transmembrane transporter activity. Gene Ontology annotation, biological process: transmembrane transport.